UAACAAAGUAAAUGGCUGACUCACUAAGGUAGCCCACGCUGACGAAAUUUCUGUCAAAAGCGAUUGUUCAUUUUCGACGGCUUUUUACAUUGUUAUGUCUCCCGAUCAAAUUGCUUUAGUUUUGGGUGGUCUUUUGUCCCUUGGUGGUGCUAAAGGCUACUUCAGCAAGGGAAGCAAAGCUUCUCUCAUUGCAGGUGUCGGUCUCGGCGGUGUUUACCUUUACUCUUCCCGACUCAUGAGCCAAAAUUCUACUAGCGGUGUCCCUCUUGCCUUGGCUGGGUCUGCCUUUUUGUUUGCAUCUGGUGUCCCUCGUUUGGCAAAGACCAGAAAGCCUGUUCCUUUGAUGCUAACUGUUCUCGGUGCUGUCUCUACAGCUUAUUAUUACAAGCAAUGGGUAUAAUUUUACGUUCAUAUUCCUUUUUAAAAUAAUUUUUAUAUGAUGCAAUAAAAGCCCUUAGGUUACUAUAGUUUCUAUACUUUCUUUUCAUCAAAUCAAGGUAAUUAUAACGUUCAGUACGUAUCUAAGACUAUAAGAAAAACAACAUAAUUAAUAUCGUAACG
This is a messenger RNA of Schizosaccharomyces octosporus yFS286, 561 nucleotides long. RefSeq lists its product as uncharacterized. The transcript has a single exon. The record is from RefSeq and is a predicted model, not a curated record. The coding region runs from base 95 to 400 and encodes 101 amino acids. NCBI's taxonomy places the organism in Eukaryota, Fungi, Ascomycota, Schizosaccharomycetes, Schizosaccharomycetales, Schizosaccharomycetaceae. Gene Ontology annotation, cellular component: membrane.